UUCCGGUUGGGUCCAUUACUGCUUCUCUCAUUUCAGAUGUUUUGUUUUUUUCCCCCCCGAUGAUGUGUAUUGAGCCCAGCUGCCAUUCAAACUUCUCCAAACAGACACGCUGCCUCUCCACAGCUCCAGGUGUGAUGCCUUCACACCUCGGCGGGCCCGCAGACGUCUGAGGCGGCUGCGCGGUGCGAGUCAACCUCGAUGGUCGCCCCAUUCACACGUGCAUCGCCUUUGAUCGCUGGAGGAUUUAAUUCAAAUGAGCACGCGGCUCUCGAUCUCAGUCAGUCGCUGGUGGAGGAUCAUGUCUGCGGUUCAUGGGACCACGCGCGCUGGGGAUCUGAACUCCUUCCUGAUGUCCCAAGGAGGACACCAUCAGAACACGAUGGAUUCAGACUUUGGAGGUUCUCCUCCGAAGUCAAAGAUCAAUGUGGUCCAAACCCACAGAAGAAAGAGGACCAAUUUCACUCAAGAGCAACUCCAAGUGCUAGAAAACUUUUACUCCAACAUCAAAUACCCUGACAUCUACCUAAGAGAGCAACUGGGGGCCCUGACUGGGCUGCAAGAGGCUAGAAUUCAGGUGUGGUUUCAGAACAGAAGGGCAAAGUCUCGUCGUCAGGUUGGUACAUCAGCCCCCGGAAAGGCAUCCAAAGCACCAACAGCUGAUCCUGUUGCUCAACUCCACAUGAGAAUGGGUCACCAAGAAAAUGUUCACAACAGCAGCCCUGCCACAGAGAUGCAAAGGAUAGGAGCUUUUGGAGGGAACAACAGUUUCAGGCCAACAAUGUACCAAAGCGCCGAGGACAACAGGACCGCUCCUCCAACCAAACCCAGCAGCUUUGCACACCCCCAGUUUUCCUGCAUCUACGACAAAAACGGAAGCAGAGUGACGACCGAGCAGACGCAGCAAAGCAAACCCAGCCUGACAAUCCCAAUCCCAAGCUCUAGCGUCCAUUUUUAUCCAAAGAUGGAUGCCAACAUAACGGGUGACCAGGACUCAAAGGUUCUGAUGGAGUAUGAAAACUUCCCACCAAAUAAAACCAUUGGACCAGAGAUGAAAGUUGUGAUUCCUCCCAUUCUGACCCAAAGUAACUUCCACAGGUUUUCCCCAGAAGACGACGGAUGCCAAAUGCAGUAUUCACAGCCGAGAGCUGCGGAAAGCGUUGGUCACUUCUCCCCGAUCCAAACCACAGAAGAAGAGGACGCCAUUGAUUCUAAUUCUGAGUGGGAGAACGAGGUCAUGGCUGACUUUGGUAGCUUUAUGUGAGGUUUGUUUUCCAUGAGAACGACUAAAACCAGUAUUUAUUUCAUUGUAAUAAAGAUGUUUGACACUUAAAUAAAUAACAAACCUGUUAAUUUGUACGAUCUACAAUCUGUGAAUAAACGUAGACAACCAAAA
Molecule: messenger RNA, 1393 nt
Organism: Nothobranchius furzeri (turquoise killifish)
Lineage: Eukaryota; Metazoa; Chordata; Actinopteri; Cyprinodontiformes; Nothobranchiidae
Gene: mixl1
Product: Mix paired-like homeobox
Biological process (GO): regulation of transcription by RNA polymerase II
Molecular function (GO): RNA polymerase II transcription regulatory region sequence-specific DNA binding; DNA-binding transcription factor activity, RNA polymerase II-specific
Source: RefSeq, a predicted model, not a curated record